Molecule: messenger RNA, 1753 nt
Organism: Quercus lobata
Lineage: Eukaryota; Viridiplantae; Streptophyta; Magnoliopsida; Fagales; Fagaceae
Product: bifunctional nitrilase/nitrile hydratase NIT4B-like
Exons: 5
Coding region: 85-1485 (466 amino acids)
Biological process (GO): detoxification of nitrogen compound
Molecular function (GO): nitrile hydratase activity; nitrilase activity
Source: RefSeq, a predicted model, not a curated record
GCACAGUGAGUAGAGAGUACCAUAAAUCCUCCUCUUCUCACUUCUCACUUUCUCCGCAUUCAAACAACAUUGGCAAAUGAAUCUAUGGAGUUUGAAGAGUCGGUACAACUAGUCUUACAACCCCAACGCAACGUUGAGGAUGACAACCUUAACGCACCUGAUUCACAGAUUAUCAUUCAACAACAGCAACAGCAACAGGAACAAAAACAGCUAAAACGUCGUCGUUGCACUAAAGACCGACACACCAAAGUAGAUGGGCGACACAGGCGGGUCCGGAUACCCAUUACCUGUUGCCCCGGAAUCUUCCGACUGACUGAGGAGUUGGGUCACCGCUCCGAUGGCCAGACCAUCCAGUGGCUGCUCAGUCAGGUUCGACCUGACCUUGUUCUUUCUGGCCGUAACUCGGGCUCGUCGAACUCAGUCCCACCGAGUUUAACUUUACCCAAGUCCAAGUACAUGCCUGUGAAAAAGGAGGAAGAUGGGUUGGUGGAGCACAAGGCCUUGACUCUUUCCCCUAGACCCACUGUGAGAGCCACUGUGGUUCAGGCUUCUACAGUGUUCUAUGAUACCCCAGCAACUUUGGAUAAGGCAGAGAGACUGAUUGCCGGUGCAGCUGCAUAUGGCUCACAAAUAGUUGUGUUUCCAGAAGCAUUUGUUGGUGGUUAUCCACAUGCAGUGAUGUUUGAGGGUUUAACAGAUACCCAUCUAACCUGGGAAAACAAGCAGUUCCAAAUGUACUUUGCCUCAGCUAUUGAUGUGCCAGGUCCUGAGGUUGACAGGCUUGCUAAAAUCUCGGGUAAAUAUAAAGUUCACUUGGUGAUGGGAGUAGUUGAGAGAGUGGGAUACUCACUCUUUAGUGCCAUUCUAUUUUUUGAUUCCUUGGGCCGGUAUCUUGGAAAACAUCGAAAGGUAAUGCCUUUGGCAUCAGAAUGUGCAGUGUGGUGGUCGGGAGAGAAAUCAUCACUGAAUAUAUAUGAGACUCCAAUUGGAAAAAUAGGUGGCCUUAUCUGCUGGGACAAUAGAAUGCCUUCUCUAAGAACUCAGUUAUAUUCUAAAGGCAUUGAAAUAUAUUGUGCGCCUACAGCCGAAGCAAGGGAGAUAUGGCGAGCAUCAAUGACCCAUAUUGCCCUAGAAGGUGGCUGCUUUGUUCUAUCUGCAAACCAAUUCUGCAGAAGGAAAGACUAUCUGCAGUCACCAGAAUGUGUUUCUGGAGAUUCAAAUGGGAAUACAUCCAUGGAUACAAUCAUAUGUGCUGGAGGUAGUGUUAUUAUAUCACCAUCUGGGACCAUUCUGGCAGGACCUAAUUACCAAGGGGAAUCCCUCAUCUCAGCUGAUCUAGAUCUUGGAGAGAUUGUUCGAGCAAAGCUAGAUUUUAGUGGAAUUGGGCAUAAUAUUGGACAAAACUGUGUCAAUCAGAUUUCAGAUAUACCCAAUCCAAUUCGGUACAAAACUGCAGUGAAAUCUGAAGUUUUUGAUGAGCUGUGAUGGUGACAUAGUUGUGUAGAAAAAUCGAGUUACUGGAAUUAACUUCUAGUCUUCCUCAUGCCAAACAGCUAAUUUACUCUUUUGUAUACCUUUUGUAAUGUUUAGAAGAUGUACAAAGGUUGGCUAGCGGUCACCAUUUGUCAAAUUACGUUUGAAGAAUCAAACAUGUUGUAUAAUUGCUUCUUGGGCAAUUUUGGUGUUUAAACUUAAGAGUACGCCCGGGGAAUGUAUUAUCUUUCACAGUUUAAUGAAUAUGUUUAGUCCUAUA